Sceloporus undulatus (fence lizard) is the source of this 3195-nucleotide messenger RNA. It is a transcript of the gene PREPL, whose product is annotated as prolyl endopeptidase like. Gene Ontology annotation, molecular function: serine-type endopeptidase activity. Lineage: Eukaryota; Metazoa; Chordata; Lepidosauria; Squamata; Phrynosomatidae. Gene Ontology annotation, biological process: proteolysis. The record is from RefSeq and is a predicted model, not a curated record. The coding region runs from base 325 to 2526 and encodes 733 amino acids. Gene Ontology annotation, cellular component: cytoskeleton; Golgi apparatus. The transcript has 15 exons.
AUUUUGGUUGUGGGCAUUCUAUAGCCAGCAUGGCGUCUAUGGGCAGCUGAAGGCCUUCGUCGCGCGGCUGUGACGUCCCUACGGCGCGACUCGCCAUGCUGCUGCUUGCCAGAGAUCAACACAUUCUCAGGUUCAAGCCGCCUUCGCUCAGUUCCAUCCUGAUUCCUGUGGAUCUAAAGACUGCGAACAGCUGGGAUAGAAGAAAUCUUCCGUUUGUUCAUAUUGUGUUGUGAUGUCUAGAUGAAUUGUGCUUAACACCUCGUUGAACUCAUGAAAGCAUGUAAAUCAGAAUGAAGAAUCAAAGGAAAUGAAUAUUUUGUCAUCAUGCAUUUUGGAAGGAAGUAUUUUCUUUGUGUGCUGAAGUCCAGUGUUGGUCACUUCAACAACUGCUCCAAUUUUUUCUCUUCUCAAGUCCUAAGACCUUUUCAUCAAAGACAGCUACAAGUGUGUAGGUUUUCAAAGUGCUUUAGAAAUACCUGCGUAGUUCCUGGUUCCCAUCAAAGUGUUCAGUCCUGGAGAUUCUUUUCCUAUAAGGAUCUUCUGAAGUCAGAAAAGGCAAACUGGAGGGCUUGUUCAUCAAAUUACACAGAUUUGACAGAGAGAAUUAAACGACAAUUAGAAGCUCAUUAUGAGAAGUACUCAUCCAGUUCACACAGCCUGGUGAUUAAGCUUGGCGAGUAUGUUUACUUUGAAGAAAAUGGCUGCAUAUUUCGUUCAAAGUUGGGAGAAGUAGAUGAAAAAAAUAGUGAGGCAUUGCUUAGUACAGAAGCACUACCGUUUCAUGAUUCCUUAAUCCAUCGCAUCCGAAUUUCUCCAGAUCACAAAUAUAUGGCUACUGGGAUUAAAAGUGCAAAUUCUGAAGAAUGUGCAUGUGUCAUUGUGAAAUUAAAUGUAUUACCAAAAGUGGAAUGCAUUAUCCCAAAUGUGUAUAGCUUUGAAUGGGCUACACAUGAGAUUCUGUUCUAUACCAUCCAAAAGAAUCUUCAGUGUCAUGAUGUGUAUCUGUCUGAUUUUAGUAAAAAAUGUUCCAGGUUGGUUUAUAAGGAGCAAGAUGCAAGGUAUUUUGUGGAUCUCUACCUUACAAAAGAUAAGCACUUUCUGACUAUAAACAGUAAUAGCAAGUCUACCUCUGAAGUGUGGUUGGUCGAUUGCUUCCACCCUUUUAAGUCACCUAUUCUUGUGCAACAACGGACUGAAGGAGUCGUUUACCAUGUUGAACACAGAAACAACGAGUUGUUUGUUCUUACUACCUAUGGAGACCCAAUGGGAUACAAGCUGAUGAAGGCUCCAGUUGGUUCAUGUGGUAUGGAGAAUUGGCUGUCCAUUUACACAGUAAAAGAAAAAACAAAAUUAGUUGACUUAGAGAUGUUCAAAGACCACUGUGUUGCUUUCCUGAAGUUCUGUGGUCAGCUCUAUUUGGAUAUUAUUUCACUUGUAUCUAACUCGGUUCACAGAAUUAAGCUACCUGCAUGGGCCUGUUCAUUUGAAUUGGAGCCGCAUCCUGAAUAUACCACCAGCACUUGCUGUUUUUGGCUUCUCUCCCCAGUUCAACCUCCAGUAUGCUUUGCAUAUUCACUGGUAGAAAACAAGAUUGUUGAGCACACUGCACAAGAGGUACCAAUUACCGUGAAUUGUCACACCAUACGUUUAGAAGCUAAGAGCAAGGAUGAAACUUGGGUGCCAAUUACAGUUUUUCAUACAGCCAAUUCUAUAGAGCUAUGCAGGAGACCACUUCUGAUUCAUGUAUAUGGAGCUUAUGGCAUAGACUUGAACAUGAGCUUUAAAGCAGAAAAUCUCAUGUUAAUCAAUGAUGGGUGGAUAUUAGCAUUCUGCCAUGUUAGAGGUGGAGGAGAAUUAGGCCUGAGUUGGCACAAAGAUGGAUGUCUAAAGAAGAAGCACAAUGGUAUCCAAGAUCUUCAGGCCUGUAUCAGGUUGUUGCAUGACCUAGGAUAUUCCGAGCCAUCACAUACAGCCCUAAUGAGCCUGAGUGCUGGAGGAGUUCUUGCAGGAGCCCUCUACAAUAAUGACCCUCAUCUUAUCAGAGCCAUGGUUUUGCAGGCCCCCUUCCUGGAUGUUCUAAAUACUAUGCUAGACCCUCAUCUCCCCCUGACUAUUGAAGAGCAAGAAGAAUGGGGCGAUCCAUUGACAGAUGAGACUUGCAAGAAGUAUAUUAAAGGCUAUUGUCCAUAUCAGAAUAUUAGGCCACAGAAUUAUCCUUCUCUUCUCAUCACAGUCUCUGAAAACGAUCAACGAGUACCUCUGGCAGGGUUAUUAAGAUACAUCUGUAAACUUAGAAAAGCUGUACAAGACCAUGCCCAAUCCAGCAGCCAAAAUGAGAAAGGACCUCAGGCACCUAAUAUCAUCUUAGAUGUGCGGUCAGGAAGCAGUCAUUGUGCCCCUUCAUGGGAGGAGUCCUUCAAUCAGGAUGGAGCUUCUGUGAGUUUGAUGUCCAAAGUAUCUGGGGAAGGGUCAAAAAAUUUUCCACUCCUGCUAUAUACAGCACAUACAGUUGGAUUGACGAGCUGAGAUGCUAUGCACAGUAUAAGAGUUUCACAUGUGGAACUCUACUGCGGCUCACCACUCACCACUCCCAGUAUUCAUGGUUUUCCUUGUAUGUCCAUUCCAUGACUAGUGGACAACACAAGGGGAUUGUAUCCUCCAUAGCUAGACUCAAACAGAUGACAUCUUCCAUUAACAUCUGCUGGAAGUUUCAUUGGAUGACAUAAUCAUUCUGUGCCUGGCUACAGGGACAUAGCCAGAAGCUUCUCCAACCCCCUGUGCUCUCCAUCAAUCUCAGAUUGGCUGUUCAGCGGAUCUAUGACAGCAAAGCCAUGAGUCUUAGAGGAGCUUUGGGCAUUGCAGAGAGUGGAACAGAAUACCAAUCUCCACUUUGACCAAAAAAAAAAGACGUGUUCAGGUAUAAGAUGGGCUUACACUUGUGUAUGCUACUGACAGGAUGCUGGCCACAUUCUCCAUCUCAUAGUUGGAAAGCUUCCCUGGUUCUAGAAGAGGCUUCUGAUCCAACAGAAGAACCCCAUUAGUGAAUUGAAAGAGGAAAUCACUAUGAAUUACCUGCAGUCCCCCUAUGCUUCUCCCCAAAUCUACUCCAUGAGGUUGAAGGGCCCUCUGGAAUAGCAGGAGAGGAAGGAUUCAGAACUAUUUGGGGGGGGGAUCAGCAAAGAUUGUUUUCUCUAC